This is a messenger RNA of Drosophila ficusphila, 3957 nucleotides long. RefSeq lists its product as uncharacterized. Bases 1 to 3957 code for a protein of 1318 amino acids. The record is from RefSeq and is a predicted model, not a curated record. The transcript has a single exon. Gene Ontology annotation, biological process: DNA integration. NCBI's taxonomy places the organism in Eukaryota, Metazoa, Arthropoda, Insecta, Diptera, Drosophilidae. Gene Ontology annotation, molecular function: nucleic acid binding.
AUGGAUUCCAUGCCAGUUGCUCCUGCGGACACUGCACAGGCCAGUCCUCAAUCUUCUGGAUGUAGCUCAACUUUGGUCGCCCAGACGCAAAACAGCACCUCAUUAACACAGUCACCGGGACUCAAAAGAAGCACAUUGCCCACAGCUUUGGUGUAUGUCCAAAACUCAAAAGGGACUUACACAAUUUGUCGUGUGCUUUUGGAUAGCGGCUCUGAGCUAUCCUACGUUUCUGAACGAUGCGUCAACGCACUUGGGCUCGCUCGUUCACCCUCAAGAAUUCUAGUUUCCGGAAUAUCUUCCGUCAAGGCCGAAACUACUAGAGGAUUGGCAACGCUGCAUAUCAAGUCAAUGGUGUCACUUCAUACAAUUGUUGUCGCAGCUCAUGUGCUGGGCAAAAUCACAUCAUCACUUCAACGGGACGACAUUGACGAAACAGCUUUAAGGAUCUACGAUGGACUCCAGUUAGCCGAUACUUCGUUUAACACAUCUUCACCCGUAGACAUUUUACUGGGAAAUGAACAAAUUUGGUCCGUUUUGUCAGGUGAUAGAAAAUAUGACGCCGAUGGAAAUAUUAUUGCCAUCAGCUCAAUCUUUGGAUGGAUAAUCACUUCAGUUGCAAUGCCGCAACCAUUAACCGCCAACACGCUCAUGACUACUGUUGACAUUAACGCCUCUCUUCAACGCUUUUGGGAGAUCGAGGAUAACACUGAGCAUACACAACGGGACCCUGCGCACGAAAAGGUAGAGCAGCAUUUUCUGACCACACAUUCCCGAGACCCAGACGGCAAAUACAUCGUUGAAUUGCCUUUUAAACACGAAUGCCAAGAGUUCGGAGACAGCCUACAGGGCGCUGUCUCACGCUUCUACGCUGUGGAACGUCGUCUGCAGCGUGAUAUGGAGCUACGCAAGCUAUAUUCAAAAUUUAUGAGCGAGUAUCUAAGCCUAGGUCAUAUGCGUAAGCUGCCCACUGAAGAAUGCAACACAUCAGCAAAAACGUUUUAUAUGCCACACCAUCCAGUUCUAGGAAAGAAGCUGCGCGUGGUGUUUGACGGGUCAUAUGAAGACGUAAACGGGCACGCUCUAAAUGACGCCUUACACAUCGGACCCAGCAUACAACGCAACCUUUUUCAUGUAUGCCUUCGCUUUCGAAUGCACAAGUUUGUGUUUUCGGCGGACAUAGUUAAAAUGUUUCGCCAGAUAUGGGUUGCCCCUAAGCACCGCAACUUUCAACGGAUCGUAUGGAGAGAGGCUCCGAAAGAUCCUCUUCAACACUUUCAACUCUGCACAGUCACCUAUGGAGCAAGCUGUGCACCGUUUCUUGCUGUCAGAGUACUGGAACAACUAGCGCGAGACCACCAGGAUGAGUUUCCCACAGCCUCAAAAAUUGUGCUUGAGGACUUUUACGUAGACGACGUCCUCACCGGCGCUGAAACUGAAGACGAAUUACUUAGCCGCCGCGACGAACUCAUCCAGCUGAUGUCCAAGGCUAAGCUUGAGCUUGGCAAAUGGGUGUCUAACAGCAGCGUCAUCCGCCACACCCUGCAAGACGAGCUCCAAUUAACCAGUGCGGUUAAAGUUCUAGGAAUGCUAUGGAAUCCCCAAGACGACGUCCUGUCCUACAAAGCUUCGCUUUCUACGGAGCCAGAUGCUACUAAACGGCAAGUAUUGUCAGAUGUCUCACGAAUUUUUGAUCCUCUAGGUAUUCUGGCGCCUGUGAUAGUACAGUUCAAGAUCCUUUUCCAAGAACUCUGGCUACUUGACCUGGACUGGGAUUCAAAACUCCCACCAAAACUGGCUGAGUGGUGGCAAACCUGUCGCGACGAUAUCAACUACAUAACCAACCUAAGGAUUCCACGUUAUGUACACAGCGAACCGGGAAAAAUCGAAUUACAUGGAUUUUCAGAUGCAUCCAUAAAGGCAUACGCCGCUGUUGUUUACAGCCGUGUAAGCAACGCAGACGGCACCUGCUUGGUGUCACUUAUGGCAGCCAAAACACGCGUUGCGCCACUAAAGCAACAAAGUCUUCCUCGGCUGGAACUCUGUGGCGCGCUAUUGCUCACUCGCCUUCUCCGAGCUGUUAAAGAAGGCUUGCAUCACAAGGAUAUAGUUGUGCAUGCUUGGUGCGAUUCCACGAUUGUCCUUUCGUGGCUGUCGCACACCCCAUCGAAGCUGAAGACCUUUAUUGCCAACCGUACUUCGGAGAUCCUAGAUGUCAUACCACGCAGCGCAUGGCAUAACGUUGGCUCAAAGGAUAACCCUGCCGAUUGCGCAUCGAGGGGAAUGCUAGCAGCCAAUCUCAUGAGCUAUGAGCUGUGGUGGAAGGGACCACAUUGGCUACACCUCGACGAUCUGCUUGCUUCAAAGCUGCGUAGUGGCAACAAUCCCACAACAAUUUUGGACACGCCCAUAACGGAUGGGCUGAAAUCCUCUUCACUAUCCAGCCGUGUUGAAUCUGAACCUGAAGCGUCCCCGAUUGAGUGUCUAUCAUUUCGAGUUUCUUCCUGGACCAAGCUGAUUCGCUGCACUGCUUAUGUUUUACGGUUUAUGCAUCGAGGAAUGAAGAAACGGAUUCCGUCAAGCCUCACACUCACGUUUGAGGAAAUCAGCGAGGCCCGCAUUUAUUGUCUAAGGCAGGCUCAAGGAAGCUUCUCAUCAGAUCUACACCUGUUGCAAAGGGGAAAAGCUGUGGCAAAUUCGUCAACACUUCGAACACUGUCACCCAUGGUUUGCAAGAAUGGCCUGCUUCGCGUAGGUGGGCGCCUCUCAAACUCGCUACUACCGGAGGAAGUCAAGCAUCCAAUUAUUCUGCCGAAACAUCAUCGCAUUUCUCUGCUUAUUUUGGAACACGAGCACAGGAUACAUCUUCAUCCAGGUGUGACAGCACUUUUCGUCAUCGUUCGCCAACAAUAUUGGAUAGUUGGCGCACGCAACAUGAUUCGUAAGCUUACACAUGCUUGUCUCAAAUGUUUUCGCCAACGCCACAAAACAACUGAUCAAUACAUGGCGGACUUGCCAGCUGUUCGGGUACGUCAAGCAUACCCAUUUGAAAAUACUGGGUGCGAUUAUGCCGGACCGCUUCUACUCAAGGUGCACAAGGGACGGAAUCCACGAAAGGAAAAGGGAUACAUUUGUCUAUUCGUCUGCCUAGUGACCUCUGCAAUUCACUUAGAGUUGGCUACAGAUCUCUCCACGGAUACAUUUCUUGCUGCACUUCGUCGUUUCAUCUCCCGUCGCGGCAAGUGUACCCACAUCUUCAGCGACAACGGUCGCAACUUUGUGGGAGCAAAGAAGGUGUUAGACGAAAUGUAUAAGCUCAUCCUAUCACAGCAGCAUAACACUCAAGUAACCCAAGCGUUGGCCAGCGAGGGUAUCAAAUGGAGUUUUAUACCACCGCACGCACCCCACUGGGGCGGAAAAUGGGAAUCAGCUGUUCGCUCCGUAAAGCUUCAUCUGCGUCGUGUCAUCGGGAACUCCAUCCUCACAUUUGAGCAAAUGCACACCCUUCUGGCUCAAAUUGAAUCCGUCGUCAAUUCACGCCCACUCUCCGCUACGUCAGACAUCGAGGUUUCCUACUUAUCACCCGCACACCUGCUGAUUGGACGCCCUUAUACAUCACUUCCAGAGGGCGAUCUUGGCCACAUAGCAGUUAACCGACUGGAUUACUGGCAAAAUGUACAGGCAAUGCUACAAGGCUUUUGGAAGAGAUGGCAUCAGGAGUACCUCACUACACUUCAACAGCGCCCUAAGUGGAAUACGGAGAGGAAGAACAUUGCUACUGGGGAUAUGGCGAUCAUUAAGGAUUCAAACACACCCCCCGCCGCUUGGACUUUAGCGCGCAUAAUUGAAGUCUACCCAGGCAAGGACGGGCUGGUACGGGCCGUAAAGCUGCAAACUUCAUCAGGAGAACUUGUUAGACCCAUUUCUAAAAUUGCCAUCUUGCCUAAUUCAGAAACUUAG